Molecule: messenger RNA, 3713 nt
Organism: Camarhynchus parvulus
Lineage: Eukaryota; Metazoa; Chordata; Aves; Passeriformes; Thraupidae
Gene: SLITRK5
Product: SLIT and NTRK like family member 5
Exons: 3
Coding region: 233-3106 (957 amino acids)
Biological process (GO): positive regulation of synapse assembly; axonogenesis; regulation of presynapse assembly
Cellular component (GO): membrane
Molecular function (GO): protein binding
Source: RefSeq, a predicted model, not a curated record
UCCGCACCGAGCUCCCCGGCGCUGCCGUCCUCGCCUCCGCCGCCCCGGCGGCUCCGCGCAGCGCCCGCGCAGCGGGUCGGCAUCUUCAUGGGCUGCCACCAUGCUUGGGCCCUGGAGAUUUCGGGCGAAGCUAGUUUUGCAGAACAUUGGGAAUAAGCGCUAUGUCAGAUAUGGAUGAGACUCCGAAGAUGACCUGCAUGUUUUACAUUUUUCACAAAUUUUGGGAAAUAAAAUGUAUGCUUGCUGCUCUACAGUAACUUUGGAACAGGACCUCAACAAAAAAAUGCAUAUCUGGAUGCUGCAGACGAUCGCAUUUGCUUUAACAUCACUAGUCCUUUCCUGGGCAGAAAGCAUCGAGUAUUAUGGGGAAAUCUGUGAUAAUGCGUGUCCUUGUGAGGAGAAGGACAGCAUCUUAACAGUGAGCUGUGAAAACAGAGGGAUCAUCAGCCUUUUUGAGAUCAGUCCACCAAGGUUCCCUGUUUACCACCUCUUGUUGUCUGGGAACCUUCUGAACAGGCUGUACCCAAACCAGUUUGUCAAUUACACAGGGGCUUCGAUUUUGCAUCUGGGGAGCAAUGACAUACAAGACAUCGAAACUGGGGCCUUUCAUGGUCUGAGAGGUUUAAGGAGGCUGCACUUGAACAAUAACAAGUUGGAACUUUUACGGGAUGACACUUUCCUUGGGCUAGAGAGUUUGGAAUACCUACAGGUCGAUUAUAAUUAUAUUAGUGUCAUUGAACCCAAUGCCUUCAGCAAACUGCAUUUGUUGCAGGUGCUGAUUCUCAAUGAUAACCUCCUCUCCAGUUUGCCCAACAACCUUUUCCGUUUUGUGCCCUUAACUCACCUGGACCUGAGGGGUAACCGGCUGAAGCUGUUGCCCUAUGUGGGCCUCCUGCAGCACAUGGAUAAAGUGGUGGAGCUGCAGCUGGAGGAAAACCCCUGGAAUUGCUCUUGUGAGUUGAUUGCUCUGAAGGAUUGGCUGGACAGCAUCUCAUACUCCGCGCUGGUGGGAGAUGUGGUUUGCGAGACCCCUUUCCGCUUACAUGGUCGAGACUUGGAUGAAGUCUCUAAGCAGGAGCUUUGCCCCAGGAGGCUCAUCUCUGAUUAUGAAAUGAGACCUCAGACACCACUGAGCACUACAGGGUAUUUCCACACUACCCCGGCCUCAGUCAACUCUGUGGCCACUUCUUCUUCAGCUGUUUACAAAUCUCCCUUGAAGCCCCCCAAAGGGACCCGCCAACCCAACAAGACAAGGGUGCGCCCCACCUCCCGUCUGCCCUCAAAAGACCUGGGAUACAGCAACUACGGCCCCAGCAUUGCCUACCAGACCAAAUCCCCGGUGCCUUUGGAGUGCCCCACUGCCUGCACUUGCAACUUGCAGAUUUCUGACCUGGGCCUCAAUGUCAAUUGUCAGGAGAGGAAGAUUGAGAGCAUUUCUGAGCUGCAGCCCAAACCCUAUAAUCCCAAGAAGAUGUAUUUGACGGAAAACUACAUUGCGCUGGUACGCAGGGCAGAUUUUGUGGAUGCCACUGGGCUGGAUUUGCUGCAUCUGGGCAAUAAUCGGAUCUCGGUCAUUCAGGACCGGGCUUUUGGGGAUUUAACUAAUUUGCGAAGGCUGUACCUGAAUGGGAACCGGAUCGAGCGGCUGAGCCCAGAGCUGUUCUAUGGGCUGCAAAGCCUGCAGUACCUCUUCCUGCAGUACAACGUCAUCCGGGAGAUAGAGGCAGGCACCUUUGAAUCUGUCCCCAACCUUCAGCUCUUGUUUUUGAACAACAAUCUGCUGAGGUCUUUGCCAGGGAACAUUUUUUCUGGUCUGUCUCUCUACAGGCUGAGCCUGCGGAGCAACCACUUCUCCUACCUGCCGGUGAGCGGGGUGCUGGACCAGCUGAAAUCCCUGCUGCAGAUCGACCUGCACGAGAACCCCUGGGACUGCACCUGCGACGUGGUGGGCAUGAAGCUGUGGCUGGAACAGCUCAACACCGGUGUCCUGGUGGACCAGGUGAUCUGCGAGUCCCCUAAGAAGUUUGCCCAGAGCGACAUGCGGGCCGUCCGGGCGGAGCUGCUGUGCCCCGACUACUCGGACAUCGUGGUCUCCACGCCCACGCCGUCCCCGGGCCAGCUGCCGGCCAGGACCACCCCCUCCUCCUCCACCGUGCGCCUCAAUGGCACGGCGGCUGCGGCGGGCGGCUCCGCGCCCGCGGGCGGCGCCGGCGGCGGCAGCAGCUCCUCGGUGCCGCUCUCGGUGCUGAUCCUCAGCCUGCUGCUCGUCUUCAUCAUGUCCGUCUUCGUGGCGGCGGGGCUCUUCGUCCUGGUGAUGAAGCGGCGCAAGAAGGGCCAGGGCGACCACGCCAGCGCCAACAACUCCGACGUGAGCUCCUUCAACAUGCAGUACAGCGUCUACAGCGGCGGCGGCCACCACCACCACCCCCACCUGCAGCAGCACCCGCCCCACCGCGGCGGCGGCAGCGGCGGCGGCGGGGGCGCGGCGCUGCCCAAGGUGAAGACCCCCGCCGGCCACGUCUACGAGUACAUCCCGCACCCCCUGGGCCACAUGUGCAAGAACCCCAUCUACCGCUCCCGGGAAGGCAACUCGGGCGAGGAUUACAAAGACCUUCACGAGCUCAAGGUCACCUACAGCAGCCACCCCCUGCCGCCCGGGGGGGGCGCGCCGCCGCCCCCGCCGCCCCCGGCGCCCGGCGGGGAGGAUGCGCCGGCGCGCAGCCCCGCGUACAGCGUGAGCACCAUCGAGCCGCGGGAGGAGCUGCUCUCGCCGGUGCAAGACGCCGACCGCUUUUACAGGGGCAUUUUGGAGCCCGACAAACACUCCCCCUCCACGCUGGGUACACCCGGCUCCACCCUCCCCGACUACCCCAAGCUCCCCGCCGCCUACACGUACUCCCCCAACUAUGACCUUAGGCGUGCCCACCAGUACUUGCACCCGGGGCCGGGGGACGCCAGGCUCCGGGAGACGGUGCUCUACAGCCCCCCGAGUACUGUCUUUGUAGAGCCCAACAGGAACGAGUAUCUGGAGCUAAAAGCAAAACUAAACGCAGAGCCGGACUACCUCGAAGUGCUGGAAAAACAGACCACAUUCAGCCAGUUCUGAGAAACAGCCCCCCCGUCCCCCGUCCCCUCGCCCGUCUCAGCAGCUCCUUCUCUAGAGUAUUUGUAUUUAACAACCACACGCAAAACAAAGAAACGUAAAUGCUGACCUCCCUACACACACACACCUCGCCCCCCCUCCUCUUUUUCCCCCUUUAAUUCAUUUUAUUGUAGGGUGAAGUGCCUUGGCACAGGACUUUUCAGCUUCGGGGAAUGAUUCUGAAAGGGUGUGCUGUUCAGUUUGGUUUGGUUUUAGUUUUACUUUUCUGUUACUGCAUUUGGAAGUCGGAAACCACCUAUUGUGUAAAAUGGGCACAGCACUGGCAUUGUGCGGGUGUCCAUGUGUGUUUGGGGAAGGUGGCAGGAGGUUUCAUGGUUUCUUGUCAGGUCACAUUCAGGAUUCAGGUCGUGCUUUUUUUUUUUUCUUGCAUUUUUAUCUUUUGCUUUUUUUUUUUUUUUUUUUUUUUUACAGGCAUUCUUUAGUUUAAUUUUCUGUCUGGUUGAAGAGUACAGCGCACAUUUUCCCCUUUUAGCCAUGGGUGAGUCUAAAUGGCUUUUAUGGAGAGAUUAGCACACCCCGACUUUAAUACAAGGUUUCCUUUUUUUAAGGA